AUGUCGACGUGUAAUAUGGAAAAGGUAAAAUCUUAUCUUCUGGCAGCGAGUGGCAGAAAAUCAUCUCGUGUCGCGCCAUGGACAGACGAUGUGGCAUCAGAAAAUUUUACAUUACCAAAAUAUGAGAUUGAAGUAUUGAAUAAUGCUAAAAAACAAAAUACAAUCGUUUGUCUACAUAGUACAACAUCCAAAAGCUUUUUGAUGAUUAAUGUUAUACGAGAGUAUUUUCAUGGAAUUAACAAAAAAAUUGAAGAUGGCGGCCAACGAAUCGUUUGUUUGACUAUGGAUCAAAAUCCAGUGGAUAUGGCUGAAACAAUUCAUCGUCAUUUACCUGUUGAUAUUGGUUCAUUUGGAAUUGAACACGGUGUUCUAUUAUGGAAAAAAGAACAAUGGAAUCAAGAAAUGCAAACACGAUCGAUAUUGGUUAUGCAUCCAACCGUAUUCUACGAAUUAUUGAACAGAAAUUAUAUUGAGUUUUCUCAGAUUAAACUUUUAAUCUUGGACGAAUGUCAUCAAGCAAUUCGUGAUCAUGCCUAUGGAUCAAUUAUAAAGCAAUAUAAACAACAGUGCACAGAUGAACCAAGAUUAUUUUCAAUCACAACAGCAUUAUUAAAAAAUUAUUGUACGCCAAUACAAUUACAGGAACGAAUUGAAAAUUUAAAAACGCUAUUUUGUUCAUCCGUAUUCACUGCUACAGAUCUAAUUUGUAGACAGACAAAUCGUUUUGCUAAAAUACCAAGUGAAACAAUAAUUGUAUGCGAACCAAAGAGUGAUAGACAACCAGCUAUUACCACAGAAAUUGUUCAAGAACUUCAUGAUGCUCUUUCUUAUUUGGACAAAUUAGAACAUUCAAAUAAUCAUUCCGUACCGUCAACCGAUGAUAAUCCGUCUUCGUUAACAAUUCCACGUCAAGUGUUACAUGAAUGUUUACGUCUUGUUGAUAAAUUAGGCAUAUGGGCAUUAUUACGUAGUUCCCUGCCAAUUAUAACACAACUGGAACGUUUAUCAAAUAUGGCUUCGAAUCAAAUCGAUGGCCACCAUCAGCUUCAUUCUGGAACGAAUACAACAGCGACUGUUUUAUCAUUAUCAUCACCGAAAGCCUAUUCACUCUUUUUAGAUUGGACAUGUACAUUGUUACGUUUAUGGCGUUGUCGUAUUAAAACAGUAUUAGAUUCACUCGAUUCAAAAACAUUAAUCGAACAAUAUACAACGCCAAAACUACGUUCACUGUUUGAUAUUCUAAAACGUUUUCAAUCGAAUGCCACAUCUAUAAACACUCAUCGCUGGUCAGCAUUAGUAUUUGUUGACAGAAAACAAGAAACAGCUGUUCUAAAUGCAAUAUUGAAAGAUGCAGCAAAAAGAUUUGAUGAUUUUUCAUUUAUUCGACCAAAUUUUUUAAUUGGUUAUUCAACAGUGACGCCAUCAAAUACGAAUAACGAUGAUACACAACAAAUACAACCAAUGGAUAGUCGAAAGCAAGAAGAAGUAAUGAGAAAAUUUCGACUUGGAGAAAAUAAUCUUAUUGUGGCAUUAAGUUCAUUAGAAGAAUUAAAUGAUUUACCGGACUGUAGUCUUGUUGUUAGAUUCAAUGUUCCAACGAGUUAUAGAUCAUAUAUUCAGUCAAAAGGUAAAGCUCGUUCUCAAUCUCCACAUUUCUUCAUGUUAGUUGAAAAAAAUGAAUAUGAUGAAUUUUUGAAGAAUGUCAACUGUUUUAAAGGUAUCGAACAAGUGCUAGCGAAAAACUUUUAUGAAACAAACAGUGAACAAGUAGAACAUAACGAUACUGAUCAAUUCCCAAAUGCAAUUGAAGUUAUAAAUAGGUACUGUGCGCGUUUACCAUGUGAUGCAUUAACAUCAUUAGUUCCUAUAAAUGAAAUUAAAACGUUACCAAAUAAUCAUUAUCAAUGUAUAUUAUCAUUGCCUGUUAAUUCACCGGCGCGAAAGACCAUCAUAGGUCCAUCACGUCCAACAUUAAAACAGGCAAAAUUAAUAGCAGCAAAACGUUUAUGUGAACAUUUAUUACAAGCAGAAACACGGGAACAAUUUUAUCUGAAACAUUCUGUUAUUGACGAAGAGGAUAUAGCUGAAUGGGGAAAUUAUAGUGAACCAAAGCCCAAACCUGGUUCGAUGCAACGAAAACAAUUAUAUAGUAGAGCGAUCAUUCCUGAGCCUCUCGUUCCAACGAAAGAAACAUGUUCAUCAAUGGAUUAUUUCAUAUAUGCUAUUAGUGCUGAAUUAACCACUCCGUUAACCGCUCCAUCAUCAUUAGACACAUCACAAAAUCUUAAAAUAGUUACAAGUUAUACAAACGAUACAAACCCGUAUUGUUUAGGUUUUGUUUCUGCUAAUUAUCUUUUGGAAAUUCCGUCCUUUGCAUUGUUCUCUCGAGCCGGUGAAGAAACAUACAAUUUACAAUUAAUAAUGAAAAAUAUUCGGUUUACAGAAGAUGAUUAUAGAAUUUUACAAACGGUACACUAUUAUAUAUUUUCGGGUAUAUUGGGUUUUGAUAGACCAUUAGUCAAUUUUAAUCCUGAACAAGCAAAAUGUCAUUUGAUGUGUAUUUUAUUGAAAAAAGAUCCAUUGUCAAAUUGUGGCUAUUCGAUCGAUUGGUCUCUAACAAAGGCCAUAAUCACAUUUAUUCAGACAAUUAAUUUACAUAAAUAUACAAUGGAGAAUCCAUAUGUCUUUAAUGCAUCUGAUUUCAAUGAUACACGUAUUGUUCUUCCAUCUUAUCGUCGUUCAACACAACCACAGUAUUAUAUGGUCAAUUCAAUUGAUAUAAAUAAAAAUCCUCAAUCAUCAUUUCCAUCUAUCUCAAGUAUUUAUGAUACAUUUUCAUCUUAUUAUGAAAUCAAAUAUGAAUUACAUCUGACAAAUAAAACGCAACCAUUAUUAUGUGUUUCGCAUACAUCACAUCGUUUAAAUCAAUUAAUACCACGUUAUAUGAAUUUUAAAAUGUUAAAAUCGUUAACAUCAAGAAGUCGAGGUGGUGGAGGAUCAAAUCCAAAUGCUAAUAAACAACAGAAUGGUACAACCUCUCAUCAUCAUCAUCAGCAUCAAGGCGUUUUUCUUAUACCAGAACUUGUUAUUAUUCAUCCAAUACCAGCACAACUUUGGCAAGGCAUUAUUGCGUUACCUAGUAUUCUUUAUCGUAUACAAUGUUUAAUAUUAGUUGAACAAUUAAGACGAGAUAUUGCGAGAGAAACUGGUGUAGGUAUUGCAUGGGCACCAGAUGAAGGUUUAUUUGAAAAAUUAGGAUUUGAUUGGGACGAAAAAAAAGAGUCACAAUUUUCAGCAUUAUUAGACAAUGAUACGUGUUAUGAUCAAGAACCGUUGGAUCCAAAUUGGAAUUUUGAAAUAUCAGUCUGGAAUGGAGAAGCAACACAAAAUUGGACGAAUAAUGAUGCAUGGAAUGAGGCAAAAAAUGGAUGCAUCAUGUUUAAUGCGGCCGAUUUCGGUCCAAAUGAUUAUGGUGAAAGUGACGAAAGUGAAGAUGGAGAAAAUGGUAGUUUGCAUAAACAAAAUUUUGACUUAGAUGAUGAUAUGGAUGAUGAGGAAGAAUUUUAUGAUCCACCGCCAGAACAAAAACAAGACGUCAAACAACCAAAAAAUUUACACAAUGAAAGUUUUAAUAAACAACAAGAAUUAUCUACAAAUUAUCAAAUUGAUUUAUCACGUUUAGGUGAAGAUUUAAAAGCAAAAUCAAAAAAAUUUUUGUCAAAACUAAUAUCAAAUUCUCAGCCAACACCUUCGUCUGCAGCUAAUCAAGAUGACAACGAUGUAUUUAUAUUACCAUCGUUAGGACUAACAGAAAAACAUUCAACCGUAGAACAAUCAUACUGGCUUCGGAAUGUCCGAAUUGAAACGCAACCAUCUGCAAUAUUCUUUGUACAGAAAGAAGAGCAAAAAGUGCCAUCUGAUGUUAUUGACAGAGAGCAACAAAUACCGAUACAAGAAACUCUUGUUCAAACAACAAUUGCUAAAAUUGUUGAUACACCCAUUUUAAAACAAAAAGUUUUACAUUUUGAACCGGAUGAUUAUACGAAACGUUUAUUAAAUAUCGAUGAUGCAAGUGAUAGUGAUGACAGUGAAUACAAAGACAGUGUUAACAACUAUAACAACAGUACGAUUACAACUACUGGUAUUACAGAUAGUGAAUGGAUGAAGCCAAAUAGUCAAGGAGGAAUAAUUAAUGAUUAUUGUGAUCCAUUGGGUAUUAAUCUUGAUUUUGAAUAUGUUCCAGAAUCACAUCCUGGACCAUCACCAGCAUUACUCUUACAAGCAUUAACAUUGUCAAAUGCGGGCGACGGAUUUGAUUUAGAACGUUUGGAGACUGUUGGCGAUUCAUUUUUAAAACAAGCUGUAACCGUUUAUAUUUAUUGUACAUAUCCAAAAGUUCACGAAGGAAAAUUAAGUUUUUUUCGAUCAAAAAUUGUAUCCAAUUAUAAUCUUUAUAAAUUGGGAAAACGAAAUGGUUUUGGAGAAUAUUUGAUUAGUUGUAAAUUUGAACCAUAUGAAAACUGGCUACCUCCUUUAUUUGUAUCUGGCUUACCAACUGAGUAUGGAAUGUUAUCAACAUCGGGCGUUGAAAUGUGGACAAAAUCAGAUACAACGACAAAUAUUGAUUGGAUUGAAUUGCAAGAAAGACGUGAACAAAGACGUUUAGCUAAAUUAAAUAGUAGUACUAUUAGAAACGCACCAGCUGAUAAAAAUUCACCCAUACCAAUACCCACUACACCAUCGACAUUGACAAUGUUUGGAUCAAGCACUGUAUCUCCACAACAACAUGGUCAUUGGACUCCAUCAUUUGAUCGUCGUUCUCAACAUAUGGUCUCGGAUAAAAGUAUUGCUGAUACAGUUGAAGCUUUAAUUGGUGCUUAUUUGAUUGCCAGUGGUCCCAAAGCUGCAUUACGAUUUAUGGCAUGGCUUGGUGUUCGAAUAUUUCCGAAAAUAAGAUUAGAAGACGGAACAGAAUUAACUGGAGAAUUACCGAAACCAUCAUCACCUGUGGAUUAUUCAAUACCGGAUACGAGAACAAAAAUUUUAUCAUACGAAGAUAAUUUUGAUUGUUUUGAACAAGCAAUUGGUUAUCGUUUUCAUGAACGAGCUUAUCUAAUUCAAGCAUUUACUCAUGCCAGUUAUUCUUACAAUACAAUAACAGAUUGUUAUCAACGUCUAGAAUUUUUAGGUGAUGCUGUAUUAGAUUAUGUCAUAACAAGAUAUCUAUACGAACAUCCAAAACGUCAUUCACCUGGUGAAUUAACAGAUUUACGUUCCGCUUUAGUUAAUAAUAAUAUCUUCGCUUAUAUAGCCGUUAAAUAUGAUUAUCAUAAAUAUUUUCGCUGUCAUUCAAAUGAAUUAUUUUUAUUAAUUGAUAAAUUCGUUAAUACACAAAAAGAAAAAUGGUGGGGUUUUGAUGAAUGUAAUUUAGAUGAUGAUGAAAAUGAUGAAUUUUUUUAUUAUGAUUUUCUUACAACAAAUAAUGAAUCAAAUUAUAAUUGUUAUUAUGAUGAUGAUGUAACCAAUUCAACUGCUGCUACUGUGGCAAAUGGAGAACAGCCUCAGUCAUCAUUAACAAAUAUCAAUAAUACAAAUGAAGAUGAUGAACAAUUGUUAACCGAACAUGAUGAAUGGGAAGAAACAGAAGUGCCAAAAUGUUUAGGAGAUAUUUUUGAAUCCGUAGCCGGCGCAAUAUUUCUUGAUUCAAAUAAAUCAUUUAAUUCUGUAUGGAAGGUCUAUUAUAGAAUGAUGAAACCGUUUAUUGAAAAAUUUACAGCAAAAGUACCGAAAUCACCUAUUCGAGAAUUAUUAGAACUUGAACCAGAAACAGUUAAAUUUGAAAAACCUGAACGUUUACUCGAUGGCCGUAUACGUGUAACAGUUGAAAUAAUAGGCAAAGGUCGAUUUAAAGGUGUUGGAAGAAAUUAUCGUAUUGCGAAAAAUGCCAGUGCUAAAUGUGCGUUAAAAAAUUUACGUCGUUUAGACUGA
Didymodactylos carnosus is the source of this 5988-nucleotide messenger RNA. Lineage: Eukaryota; Metazoa; Rotifera; Eurotatoria; Philodinida; Philodinidae. The record is from the annotation of a GenBank genome assembly.